Messenger RNA from Coniophora puteana RWD-64-598 SS2, 1527 nucleotides. RefSeq lists its product as uncharacterized. Lineage: Eukaryota; Fungi; Basidiomycota; Agaricomycetes; Boletales; Coniophoraceae. The transcript is spliced from 3 exons. Bases 58 to 1476 code for a protein of 472 amino acids. The record is from RefSeq and is a predicted model, not a curated record.
UCUUCUCUUCCGGACAGCGUCUCCCAGCACAGACAUAUUAGACGCAGGCUUUUCGAUAUGAAGCAAACGUAUUGCAAUUCUAUGUCGAGAGACGAUAUCAAGAAUUUGGACGAUACCACGGCUGCGGAACUAAGUAUCAAGUUCAAGUAUGUAUUGGCGGCCUGUGACCAAGCGGAAUCGCUCUGUCAAAUAUCGCAACGCCACGCUUCUCCCAUACCUUGCGGCUACAUUUGGGAAGCCAUGAUUUCGAAACUUAUGGAAGGCGAAGCCUCGAAUGUUCGGUCUGGAACCACAGUUGCGUUACCCAGAAGCGCAUUCGUUGACCAUAUGAAGAAUAAAAAGUGGUUAAAUUGCGCCUCAGACGUCGCCAGUCAAUACGUGAUAUAUCUCUCCCAGCACUACACCGCAACGAAGGAAUUUGUGGAAGACAUAUACGAGCGCAUGCAUGACCAGGAAGAAACUCAGGAACUCACAGAUGAUGAGGAACCCGCCUUGACCGACCAGUCACUUGCAGCAGGGGUGACUUUGAGAACGCCAAUCGAUGUCUGCGACAAUCCGUACGACGUACAGGAUUUGGCAUCUACCGACCCGAUUGAUGGUUUCUGUGAUUAUGUAGCGACGCUUUGCCUGCCGAACUUCGUUACUAGCCAGGCCUCCCCGAACCUCCGACGCGCUGCGGAAAACUUUGCUUUGCUACGAGGAGGACCGGCACCAAGGGCAGUGGCAUAUAGGCAUGGCGUUUGCGAUGUCGCCGCUUCGUGCCCUCAGUUUUCAGCCGCUCAGAAUUUAUUCCGUGCCUAUGUCCGAUCCGCCGGGAUUCCACCAGAAACGAAAGACACCGUAGAUCUUAGUGUCCUUUCAGCUCUUCCUGGCCCCACCGACUGGUACUACGAGCUACCAGAGGAGACGCUCCGGCGUGAACACAUUCCGCGCCCACCUUCUCUACCCUCUUCUUCUUCUACGAAUAGCGAGGAUGAAGCCGAUAUGGAUGUUGACGACAGCUUGACUAGCUUGAACGCUGCCUGCUCAUUAGAGCUGCCGCUCCUGUUCGUGAACCACACGCCGCCAGAGAAGGCUAUCUCUCAUGUGGGAGCGCACCAGCACCGGAUGUGUGCGGCCUCGGGUGCUGCAUUCUUUGGUGCUGCGGGGCUCAGCAACGUUCCCGUCUUUAGCCUGGUCACGAAUGGGACCCAGGGCGUACUCACGUGCGCCUGGGCUGAAGUCUACGAUGGCUUUCAACGCAUCAGGAUUGCAGAACGCAACGGCGUCUUGUUCGACCUGGCGAACCCGCUAUCGGCGUUCCAUUUUGCGACGUUCCUUGUCCGUUUGAGGCGUGAGCACGGCGCUUUGCUACGCGAGCGGCUUGACGAGCAUACUAUGGCGAGGUGGCGUGAACGCUUAGAACGGGGAGAAUAUGAGACACGGUGGACUAUGGCGCAUUACGUCGACGAGCAGGAAAUACAGGGUCCUUCUUAAAUGGAUAGUCGCUUCUAAGCUCACUUUAUGUUAUGAUUAUCCUGUUCUGCC